CUCUCCGCCUUCUCCUCUCUCUCUCUGUCUUUCUUUCUCCCUGGACUUCUCUUCCCAGCCUCUCAUUUGCUCGUUCCUUCUUCUUCGCCGGUGCCAUGAUCCGACACCAAGAGACGCCGUCCUCUUAUCAGGAGCUGAGUGAUGAAGUAGAGCAGGCGGCUGUAAAUGUUGAGGCAUCUGAGGAACAAGAAGAUGAUCAAGAAGAUGCCAGCUCAGCCAUCCUUCCAGUCCUAGACGGCGGCAGUACUUCCACGCGUUUCAGCAAGUCUUGCCUAAAGAAUGUCUUCUCCGUAAUUCUCCUCUUCAUCUAUCUGCUGCUGAUGGCCGUAGCCAUCUUCCUGGUCUACCAAACUAUUGCCGACUUCAGGGAAAAGCUCAAGCACCCGGUGAUGUCCGUCUCUUACAAGGAGGUGCCCACAUAUGACGCACCAGGUAUUGCCCUUUUCCCAGGGAAGGCUGAACUCCUGACCUGCAAGCAUCACUUCUAUGAUUACAUCCCUCCUCUGGUGAACCCAGGUCAGCCAGGAGAAAUCGAAUGCUUGACAGAGACGGUUAACUACACGGCUCCUUUUACUAAUGAAACCAAGAAACAUGCCAUCAUUGUUGAAGGGCCUCGGGAUGUAAAGAAGCGGGAACUGGUCUUCAUGCAGUUCCACCUCAAUGAGACAGACCAGGACUUCAGUGCAAUAGACUACCUUCUUUUUAAUUCAUUCCAGGAGUUCCUCAGCAGUCCUAACAAAUCAGAAUUCAUGAAGGUAUGUGAGAGCUCCUACUCCAGCUGGAAGUUUUCCGGGGGUUUCCGUACCUGGGUGAAAAUGUCUUUGGUGAAAACAAAAGAAGAAGAUAGCAGGGAGACGGUUGAAUUCCGACAAGAGAUCAGUGUGGUCAACUACAUUGAACGGAGGACAAAAGCAGAAGGAGAUCAACUAUUUUUUGUAGUCUUUGAGUGGAAAGAUCCAUUCAUUCAAGAAGUUCAGGAUAUUGUUACUGCAAAUCCUUGGAACAUGAUUGCCCUUCUGUGUGGAGUUUUCCUGGCUUUAUUUAAAGCAGCAGAUUUUGCUAAACUCAGUGUGAAGUGGAUGAUAAAAAUACGAAAACGGCACCUCAAGAGAAGAAGUCAAAUCUUGAACCAUAUAAGCUGAGGACCGAAUGUUAAAGAGUUUUCUGUUACACUGGAGAAUACAAGCAAUGUAAGAUUAAAGCAGUAAAGCAGUUGCACAGAGGGGAAAACUGAACUGACAGAAAGGCUGCUUGCUUUGAUGGACUCUAAAUGAACCUGACACUUGACGUUUUAGAGAGCUACUAACUUUUAUAAAGACUUCUACUAAAAGAUAGAGGGAGGGCACUCCUUUACUAGACUAUUGUUAAAUAGUAGGAAAAUCUUGAAAUAAUAUUUUAUCCCUGUAGCAAAAUUCACAUGUGGAUAGACAGAGCCUUUGUUUCAUAGUGAUGCAGAAGUGGGGUCUUUUAAACACAUCUGUCAAGGUUAAAAUGGCUUGUCACAUUGAGUUUAGAACAGUAAUGAAUUUAGUAAAUCCUGUCCUGUGCCCAAGGCAGAGUUUUUAUCUGUAACAUGUUAUCUCAGGGAAAUAACCAUAAAAGAGAGGGGGAAGGAGUGUUUUUCAGUUCAACAGCUUCACUCAGUUUCAGAGAAGUUCUUGAGGGCCACAGUCCAGUGGCAGGAAGGCAAAAGGGGGAAUGCAAAAAAAAAAAAAAAAAAAAACCAGCAUAUUUUACUGUCACCAAAUAUCUGAAGGGGUCUUUUAGAAUGAAAAAGGUUAUAUAUAAAAUAUGGGAAACUCAUAAGGAAAGAAAGCCAGAUGAUUGGAUUGAGGGUCUAGGAGGACCAAAUACAGUCUCAGAGGUUUAUGUUCCUCUCCACUUCCACAAAGGGUUAUUAACCUCAAAAUAUGCUAUCCACUAGAGCAGUGGUUCUCAACCUGUGGGUCCCCAGGUGUUUUGGCCUACUACUCCCAGAAAUCUCAGCCAAUUUAUCAGCUGUUAGGAUUUCUGAGAGUUGAAGGCCAAAAGAUCUAGGGACCCGCAGGUUGAGAACCACAGCAUUAGACUGUGGUGCUAGAGGAAUACCUGAUCUGAUUCAAUUUUUAAUAGCAUUUUACAAAAAUGUUUCAAGACUUUCUCUGAAUUUUGAUCAUCAUGAGUUGGCUUUAUGGCACCCAAUACCAGGCUUAUCAUACCUGCAGUACUGUACUCUUUUAGUAACAUAUAAUUAAUAAAAGAACAUGGUAAGCUAAUAAAUGUAUUAUAAAAAUAUCCCCUGUAUGAAAGCCAGAACACUGAAAAGAUAUUACUUUUAUCAAUUGUUUUGUUAUUUGAUGCAAAUAUAUUUAACUGCAUUUGAAGUUUUUCAAUAAAAUUCUACUUAUGAGCUAUAUAA
Messenger RNA from Anolis carolinensis (green anole), 2398 nucleotides. It is a transcript of the gene pacc1, whose product is annotated as proton activated chloride channel 1. Lineage: Eukaryota; Metazoa; Chordata; Lepidosauria; Squamata; Anolidae. Bases 96 to 1142 code for a protein of 348 amino acids. Gene Ontology annotation, cellular component: cell surface. The transcript is spliced from 8 exons. The record is from RefSeq and is a predicted model, not a curated record.